AUGGCUGUGGAAAAAUCGUCCAUGACGGUCGCCGACGAACAGAAUGGUCACCAACAGCAGCAACAGGCGCCACCUGGAGUUCAUCUCAACGGUUGGCGUCUCUAUCUCGUUCAAUUCAGUUUGUAUCUUGGUCUUAUCCUUAGCAUCAUGGACUCGUCCGCUGUGUCUACCGCACUGGUCACCAUAGGCGAUCAUUUUAAUGAUUUUACGCGCAUUCAAUGGGUCGUCCUGGCCUACAUGUUGACCUACACUGGCUUUGCCUUGACAUUCUCACGGAUGAGCGAUGUCAUCGGGAGAAAAUGGGCAACCAUUACGGCUCUUGUUUUCAUUGGCGCCUUCUCCACAGGUUGUGGCUGCGCCCAGACUAUAGAACAAUUGAUUGCCUUUCGUGCUUUGCAGGGCGUCGGCGGUGCCGGUUUGUACUCGAUGGCUUUCAUUGUUCUGCCUGAGGUGACCCCGCCUAACAAGAUUACCGUAAUGAGCGGCUUGAUUGGUGGAGUGACUAUUGUAUCGGCGGUGUUUCUGAUCCUCUUAGGCAAUGGGCUGUUUCAUACCGUCGGCCCAAGCCAUUCUAUUCCGGCAAAAACAUAUGGAUUUGAGGCUAUAAUGGGCCUCGGCUUUGGCAUGAUCUUCUCCACCACGACGGUCCUGAUCAAACUGCACGCCGAGCGCGAAGAUGCCGCAUCGGCGCAAGGCCUCAUGUCUCAAGGUCGUAUCCUCGGCGGCAACCUUGGCCUCGCAAUUGCCACCAUCGUGCUCAACCAACAACUCAUCUCCGACCUGAGCGGCAUUGUGCCUUCUGACGUACUUAACAACCUUCGCCACUCUCUGCUGGCCAUGGCAUCGCUUACAGCGCAGGAGGCAGAAGUCGUGCGACAAGCGUUUGCGGACGCGUUCAAGACACAGCUCGUGAUCAACAUGGGUAUUGCUGGUGCAGCGCUUGUGUUCUCCAUAUGCACUUGGGAGCGCCAUCCGACCACAUUUGCGCAGGUGUUGCAGCGAUUGGCGGACGAAGAGGAUGCCUCCGCUUCUGCUUCUACGGCUAUGGUGCAGGGUGGCGAGAGUGAGGGAGUCGACGAGAGGCCUACUACUGCUACUACUUAG
Molecule: messenger RNA, 1104 nt
Organism: Talaromyces amestolkiae
Lineage: Eukaryota; Fungi; Ascomycota; Eurotiomycetes; Eurotiales; Trichocomaceae
Exons: 6
Coding region: 1-1104 (367 amino acids)
Biological process (GO): transmembrane transport
Molecular function (GO): transmembrane transporter activity
Source: RefSeq, a predicted model, not a curated record